CAAAUGAAUUCUUAAAUUCAUCAUCUACUAUAUCCUUAUCGUCAUAUAUGGAUCAUACUCUUCUUGUAUCAACUUUUCUUUUCAUCGUGUAUGUUCCUUCCAUGGCUGUGGCUGUGCAUGGUGCCAAAACAUCACUAUGUAGCCAAACACCCUUUCCCAGUCUCUGUCAUUCCCUCAUAAUCUCAAACAAAACCAACCAAGAAACCACCCCUUUCGUUGUGCACCGUGAUUCGGCCCUUUCAGCCACAAUGGCUGAGGCCCUGCAAGUCCACCAUCUCAUAUCUUCAAUGGACACCAGCUCUUUCGCAGACCGAGCCAAGUCUGCUUGGCCUGAUUGUGUGGAGCUUUACGAAGACAGCAUUCACCAACUAGACUCUUCCAUGUCCUUAACUAACAGCAAGAGGCACAAUAUUAAUGUCCAGACUUGGUUAAGUGCAGCCCUCACGAACCUCGAAACCUGUCAAAAUGGCUUUGCCGAAUUCAAUCUAUACAGUACUUAUUUAAAAUACUUCCCCUCCAACAAUUUCUCAAAAUCUCUUAGUAACUCUCUUGCCAUAAAUAAAGCCGUGUUGGCUUCCCAAACUUCAGGUCUAGCUAGUGAAAAAUCAAAAGGGCGGGGCUUAUUGGACCAUGAUCUGCCCGAGUGGAUAUCAGCAACCAAUCGCAGGCUUCUUCAGACGAAACCACCUUUAGCUGAUCUGGUUGUAGCGCAAGACGGGUCCGGUGAUUUCACUACCAUAUCCGAGGCUGUUGCUGCAGUAAAAACCGGUACGACUAAGAGGUUUGUUAUAUACGUGAAAAAAGGAGUGUACAAAGAGAACGUCGAGAUCAAGAAAAAAGUCAAGAAUUUGAUGCUUGUUGGUGAUGGAAUUGACGCUACAAUUAUUACUGGCAAUAAGAAUAAUGCAGAUGGCUUCACAACCUUUCGUUCAGCAACUUUUGCUGCUAGAGGACAUGGACUGAUUGUUCGGGGCAUGACUUUCGAAAACACGGCCGGACCCCAAAAACACCAAGCUGUUGCCAUGCGGUCUAGCUCAGAUUUAUCGGUUUUUUACAAUUGCAGCUUUAAAGGCUAUCAAGACACUCUCUACGUCCAUUCUAACCGCCAAUUCUACCGCAACUGUGACAUCUACGGGACUGUAGACUUUAUAUUCGGCAAUGCUAUUGCAGUCCUGCAAAAUUGUAAUAUUUAUGUGAGGAGGCCGAUGAGCAGACAGGUGAACACCAUAACCGCGCAACAGAGGACAAAUAUUUAUGAAAACACGGGCAUUGUGUUGCAUAAUUGUUGGAUCACAGCAUCCUCGGAUCUGAGAGUGGUCCAGGGUAUAUACAAGACUUAUCUUGGAAGACCAUGGAAGGCAUAUUCAAGAACAGUUGUUAUAAAAAGUUAUCUAGAGGAUUUAAUUGACCCGUCUGGUUGGCUCCCAUGGAACGGGGAAUUUGGUCUAAAGACGUUGUAUUAUGGCGAAUAUAUGAACAGGGGAAGUGGUGCAGGUACCGCGGGGAGGGUGAAAUGGCCCGGGUAUCAUAUCAUAACCAAUGUCGAAGAGGCUGCAAGAUUUUCAGUUGGGAGUUUCUUGGAUGAUGAAUCAUGGCUUGCAGCUACUGGAGUGCCCUUCACAUCUGGGCUGUGAAUCAAUAAUGUUCUGUUUGUUUAGAUUUAUGUAAUAUGUAUAGCUGGGUAACAGUUUGAAUAAUUGGUAAGCUCAUCUUGUACUCACUUAUCAAUGACCAUGCAUGCCAUAGGAAAAACUUGCAAGAAGAAAAGCAAGAUGGGGUCCUGCACCCAACACUUCAGCAAAUUCUACCUUCUAUUCACUAUGA
Daucus carota subsp. sativus is the source of this 1824-nucleotide messenger RNA. Its product is annotated as pectinesterase. Lineage: Eukaryota; Viridiplantae; Streptophyta; Magnoliopsida; Apiales; Apiaceae. The record is from RefSeq and is a predicted model, not a curated record. Gene Ontology annotation, molecular function: pectinesterase activity; pectinesterase inhibitor activity. The transcript has 2 exons. The coding region runs from base 48 to 1634 and encodes 528 amino acids. Gene Ontology annotation, biological process: cell wall modification.